CGCAAUUGGACUGAUCGAUCAAUUGAGCCGGCCUUUCGUCUAUUGGGCCGUCUCGGAAUUGCCGUCUCAGCAACAAGUAGGGUUUUGCUCCCGCAAACUAAGCCGCCUCGCGACGCUCAGCAGCCAUGGCGUCUCGCUGUUGCUCGAUCUCGAGACCCGCUCUUUCCUUCCUCAAGCACGCGGCCAAGAGACCCGCGCGUACUUUUGUCGCCCCGAAUGCUUCCUCUCUUCCUUGUCCUCCGUCACGAAGUGGCAGUGUUUAUCGGGAAUUGGGGUCGCUUCGGACCCUCCUGCCGCUCCACAGCGCGGUGUCUUCGGCUCGGUUGAUCUCGAGGCUUGGGAUCGAUGCCUGCGGGAGCUCCUCGUCGAGGUCCUUGUCCCAGGGUACGCUCUGCGGCUCCGACCCCGGUGUCUGAUCUCCCAAGAUGUGUUCUUUUUCGCUUGGUUGAAGCUGGGUCUUUCGGUGCCUCGAUAAAAGAUCUUGCAGCAUUAGGUGAAGUUUGCUUCCAGCUGAGUCUUUCGGUGCCUCGAUAAAAGAUCUUGCAGCAUUAGGUGAAGUUUGCAUCCAUCUUUGUCCCUCUGAUGGGAUAAUGGUCAUUUAUCUUUUAUGAACGGUUCACGCAAGUUCUGAUACAAUAAGGAUUAGUCAUAGACAUUCUAUAGCUUGCCUCCUACUUGUAGCGCACGAUACAUUUGCUGUAAUUUACUUUCUUACUUCACAUUUGUUACUUCUUCAUCCAGAAGAGCUACUCCAGUGAUUUUUAUGAGCUUUUGCUACUUUAUA
Messenger RNA from Musa acuminata subsp. malaccensis (wild Malaysian banana), 784 nucleotides. The record is from RefSeq and is a predicted model, not a curated record. Lineage: Eukaryota; Viridiplantae; Streptophyta; Magnoliopsida; Zingiberales; Musaceae.